UAGCACAAUCACGCCGUCCGAAAAAAUGCAGGCCUAGGAAACGCUACUUUUUUUGGCAUCAUCUGAGGGUUGCUACUGUAAACUGUAAACAAUGGAAAUUAAAAUGGACGAAAGGAAGUGGAAUGUAUAUAAUACCAGGAUGUUACUUAAUCUUUAUAAUGCACGGCAAGAGGAUUUUCAAAAUCCGAAAAAAAAGAUCAAAGAUGUCUGGAGGCAAAUGGUCGUGGAACUAAAAAGUAAAGGGAUGAAAGGCAUUGAUGCCAUCCAACUGGAUCGAAAGUUCAGGAACUUGAAGAAAACCUACUACUCCAUACGGAACAAGUACGUGGGUAAGGGACCACAGUUCCAUCCAAACUGGCCCUUUUACGACAUGAUGUCGAUGAUACUCAAAGAGGAUCCUAUCCCGUCGUCGCAUACUGUAACCGGGAAUGCAUUCUCAGCAUUGGAAACGAUCCUGGGCGACGGUGACCCGCAGGAUAAUACGGUUAGCGAUAUAGAAAACGAAAAUGUGUAUAUGGACAACAGAGACGAGGCAGUAAACCCUCGGCAAGUAGGUUUAAAUCGCAAACGAAAAUCGGAGGAUUCGAACCAAAAAGGAAUGCGCAAGAUCCGGAAAAGCUGCAAGGAGCCAGUGGAAUUGCCAUCGGAAACGGAGCAAAUCACUGCGCCCAAUGCCGCAGAAAUCGAAACAUUUGAUUUGACGGAAAGCAACGACGAGAUAUCCAUCAACAGCAAGGAAGAGGCAUUGAUGCACCUAAGAGCCAUCCAGGAAUAUGCCAUGAUCCAGGAUAAUUUUCGAGCUAUCGGACUGCUCAUGCAGGCGGAACACGCCAUUCAAUAUCCGCCAAAGACCAAUGACUUCGAGGAAGAACAAUGAUUAGAUAUUAAAAAAUAGAUAGAACAUAAGCGAUAAAGUUAAUAAAGACAUAGAUUAAUUCAAAA
This is a messenger RNA of Drosophila eugracilis, 942 nucleotides long. RefSeq lists its product as uncharacterized. The record is from RefSeq and is a predicted model, not a curated record. Lineage: Eukaryota; Metazoa; Arthropoda; Insecta; Diptera; Drosophilidae. The transcript is spliced from 2 exons. Bases 92 to 877 code for a protein of 261 amino acids.